UCCUUAGGACGUUCGUUAAUGCAAUUCAUGACUAGGGUGAUUGGCUGAUAGAUAUGACUGGUUGAUUUGUUCAAUUCGUUUCCUUCCAGUGAACCCUUUCUUACUUUACACACGACAUCUACUCCCCCAGCCGACGGUAAUUGACUAGAUACCCAAGGAGCUCCAACAUGGAUUUCGAGCACCGUGGCUUGAAUUCUGACCAGCCGAAGCGACGGAGGCGGAAUAUCGGGCGGAGGCAUUUGCGUAACAGAGCUCCUAUCGCUGCGCGCUUCACCCUAGACCACCAGCUGCGUGGAAGCGUCGGUGUUCUAUCCGAUGACUUGGCGAAUGACCUCUUUCAAUCCUCCUCGACUGAGGGGCAGGAAGAUACUGAAAUCCGCUACGUCGCUAUCUCACCGUACCUUCCGGGUUAUAACUCUGUUGAGGAUCUCGCGUGGACCGUCAUCCCCAUUCGGCCACAGUCCAAGAAUCGUUCUUACGGGACCCCGAUCCCUCACUCGACCAUUGCUUUCCCUGACUCUGCAGACUCGUUACAGCCAUUCAUACAGGCCUUGAGCAAGCUCGACCCCACACGCCAUACCCUCCAAGUCCAGCGAUCUGUCGAGAUAAGGGUUUUAGAUGUUGUCCCUUUGCACCUAGAUACCAUCUACGUCACUGUGGAGCGGAAUCUUCUGCGAAACCAUGACGAUAUCCAAAAUAAAUUCGCUGGCGGUUUUACUAAUAGCUUAAAUGAACCUAACGGGCUUUGGGCGAAGGCGGGGAAAGGAUUGGAUACCAAAAGAUAUUCCAAGAAGGCUGCGGCAGAGUCUGAAGAGAGGCUCACUGCUGCGGUGCGCGAGGCUCUGGGAGCGCAAAAGGUAGUACACACUGGUGAUGUACUACCGCUGCCACUACCACCGCAUCCCAUAACAUAUGCCCCACCACCCCCAGCGCACAUCUCGUUCUGUGAACCUGUCUCCCAGGGUCUGCUUAUGCCGGCGACCAAAAUUGUUCUGAUUCAAGCCCGGCCGCAUGGCUAUCGGACACAGCGAAGCUUGCGAUCGGGCUCAGGCUUACUCAAACAGGUCGCAGAAGAUGAGGCCGAUGAUACUUCCAAUGAGCAAUUCUACUCAGCUGCUGAAGAUAAGGCGACCGAAAGUAGUACGGAGGUAGAAAGUGCAUCGGCCGCAGACGAAUCGGAAACGGAGGGCUCGGGCGGGAACAUGAGUGACACAUCGGAUGACUCUUUGGAAGAUAUGAUCUCCCUUUCUGCCCCUGAACUUCCUCAACCUCCAUCCGGUGUUAUGUCCGGGAUGACUGCUGCGACGCCACGUGCAGGUGGCCGACGGGUCGACGGCAUCCACACUCCAGGAUCCGUGGCAUCGAACUUUACUUCGACUACCAUGCGCCCCGGUAGGGUUGGCGGCGGCAAGGUCUUUAAAGCGGAGGGUCUAUUGCGUGGCAUUCCCAACGAACUUUUACACCCCAGGCCCCGGGAGGAAGACGACUCCGAGUCGUUUAUAUUCGUGGAUAUCAGCACACUUGCGAAGAUAGGCUGCUUUUCUGGGGAUUGGGUGAGGAUCGAGGCCACAGAGGAGCCACAACUCAAUAUCUUUGCCUCGAUCAAAUUAGGAAGCUUCAAUGAGCAGAAUGAGGAGGCUGGUGAUUGGCGUGCGGUCAAGAUCUAUGGCUUGCCUGGCCUGCCAUCCGCCAAACCCCGGUAUUCAAUCAAUCAAUCCGAUGAGAGACGCCCCAGUAUCUCUCAGCGCCCUCCGCUGCGUUUAACUCCCUCGGUUUUUGUUCCUCCUUUACUUCUUAACAACCUCACCAACCCGAAAUUUCUCCGCAUAUCACCGAUGACUUUUGCCGGAGGCAAUGGAAGUUCGAAACCGGGUCUUUUGAACCAGAUGAAAGCAACCUCGGUCAGAAGCCCGCCUUUGGCAAAGGAAGUAACCCUGCUCAAAGUAUCCACUCCGCUUUCCAUGGAUCGUGCUCUUCAGCCAGCCUUGUUUGCCGGACUCAAGCAGUAUUUUGAGUCUAAGCGGCGUCUCCUCAAAAGUGGCGAUCUCGUGGGAAUUAGCGUCGAUGAAGGUCUUGGUAGAGCUGUAUUCGCAGGGCCUACUGCGAGCGAUGGAGCAGCUCCAGAUGAAGACCUCACUACUCGGUUGGGCCAAGCAGUAGAUUCUGAUCGUGCAGGGUCGAGGAAAGUCGGCGUCGCUUGGUUUCGCGUUGGGCAAGUAGUUCCCAGCUUGUCGGAUGAGCCAGAUGAAGCGAGAGAGGACCACUGGGGAGGUGUUUCCAUUAUUGAUUCGGCAACUACCAGAAUGGUGCAGGCUGGGAAUGAUGUGAGCAGAGUUCCAGGUACUUUGAAUAACGGCUGGGAAUACUGGCUUGGAGUGAAGGCCAUACCCAAAUCUGUCAGCGACAUCCAAACACCUCAUGGCCUGGUGACCGAAUCACCACAGCCAUAUGUACCAUCUCUCCAAGAGCGCAUCCGGGACCUGAUGUCGGUGGCUACAAGCCCUCGUGCGAUCCAGCUUGGUAUGAAAUCUGUCGUCAUCCUCUUAAAAUCUCAACAAAGGCACAUAGGAAAGGCUACUCUCGCAACACGGGCAUGCGCGGAUAUUGGCCUCCAUACUUUCUCGAUCGAUUCCUAUGAUAUACUGACCGAGGGUGGCGCAAAUGGCGGUGACGUGAAGACCGAAGCAUAUCUGAAAGCCAGAGCAGAGCGCGCAUUUCAUUGUGGAGCAAACUGCACAGCCCUUCUUAUAAAACACAUUGAGGUCUUAACAGCGGACAGAAUCAUCUCCGCCAUGAACGAGAUCGUGGCUGAUGCAAGGGUUAUCGUAGCAACGACAACGGACGUCGAGCAAAUUCCGGAGGGCAUUCGCAGCAUAUUUACCCAUGAGUUUGAGAUGGGCGCGCCCGAGGAAAAAGAGCGUGAAGGCAUUCUGCAUAAUGCUGUUUCUGAACGCGGCAUUAAGAUAUCUCCUGAUGUGGAUCUAGGCUCAGUGGCUCUUAAGACUGCUGCUCUAGUUGCCGGAGAUCUAGUGGAUGUUGUUGAACGCGCUUCUUCUGUGAGGGCUGCGCGCCUGGAGAAGUUAGCCGAAUCUGCAAGCAAACAUUCCCCUGGCUCGAAAGUUAGCAUCAGGGAUGUGCUCAUUUCCGGAGGUGAUGCAGCACGAGGUGUCACUAAGGCCGAUUUUGACGCCGCUGUUGAUGCUGCGAGGAAGAAUUUCGCUGAUUCGAUUGGCGCACCGAAGAUUCCGAACGUUAGCUGGGAUGAUGUUGGUGGUUUAACUAACGUCAAGGAUGCCCUCAUUGAAACCAUCCAAUUACCCCUAGAGCGACCUGAACUGUUCGCUAAAGGCAUGAAGAAACGGAGUGGUAUCUUAUUCUACGGACCGCCAGGUACUGGUAAAACCUUACUUGCCAAGGCCAUUGCCACAGAGUUUUCUCUGAACUUCUUCUCCGUCAAGGGACCUGAGUUAUUGAAUAUGUAUAUUGGUGAGUCCGAAGCGAACGUUAGGCGUGUCUUCCAACGAGCUCGGGACGCUCGCCCUUGUGUUGUCUUCUUUGACGAACUUGACUCGGUCGCCCCGAAGCGCGGAAAUCAAGGAGACAGCGGCGGUGUAAUGGACCGUAUUGUCAGUCAAUUACUUGCAGAGUUAGAUGGUAUGAAUGGUGGUGAGGAGAAUAGCGGCGGCGUUUUCGUCAUUGGCGCUACAAACCGCCCAGACCUAUUGGAUACGGCACUUUUACGUCCUGGUCGUUUCGACAAGAUGCUUUAUCUUGGUGUUUCUGAUACGCACGAGAAACAAGCCACGAUUCUAGAGGCGCUUACUAGAAAGUUUGCUCUUGCGCCUGAAGUAUCACUGAGCCGGGUUGCGGAGCAGCUGCCUUUAACAUAUACGGGUGCUGAUUUGUAUGCCCUGUGUUCCGAUGCUAUGCUUAAAGCUAUCACCCGCAAGGCGACAGCUGUGGAAGAAAAGAUAAAACAGCUACCUGGUGAACCUGUCAGCACUGCUUAUUUCUUUGAUCAUCUUGCCACUCCGGAAGAUGUAGCCGUUACGGUUGCGGAGGAGGACUUCAUUCAGGCACAGGAUGAACUCGUUCCCAGUGUUAGUGCCAAGGAGCUGGAGCAUUUCGAACGUAUCCGACAAUCGUUCGAGUCUGUUGAUAAGAAGCAAGAUUCUGGGGCGCAACCACCGCGAACUAUCGCAGAUGCUCUUGAGGCCCUCGAACUAGGAACUCACCUAGAUAUGGGUGGGCCUGUUACGAAUGGCGACCACCUCCCUACAGGAAGCGGCAAAGGCAAGGGGAAACAUGGAUCACAGCCCAUCCGGAGUGCGAGCAUUAACUCGACUAACAGCAAAGGGAAAGGCAAGAGUUCCAUCAGUACUGGAGAGAAACUGAAGAACAAGCCCAUCGCCUCCCCUGGCAACGAUUCUGAUUCUUCUCUCGAUGGUCCCAAUUCAGGAACCAGGGUUGGUAAGGGAUCUUCCCGCUACGAUGACGUUGGUGAGGAGGACGACGGUGUUGAAGAUGGAGCUGUGAAUGGUGAUGAGGACUACAUUGUUCGAACGGAUCAUCUCAUCCGUGCUGAUGGUGAUAGUUCGAAGUAAGCAGGAGAUGUUGAUGCUUAUUCGUAUCAACUUCUGUAAUAAUGUGGAAUGGGGCGAUGCUAGCUGUGUACAGGUAUGGGUGAACAUGUGUAUAUAUUACUAUAUUUGAGCGGCAUGUAUGUAUGUGUAUCUGGCGAAGAUGAUGGAUGAUGAAU
This is a messenger RNA of Aspergillus alliaceus, 4759 nucleotides long. It is a transcript of the gene pex6, whose product is annotated as AAA family ATPase peroxin 6. Gene Ontology annotation, molecular function: ATP binding; ATP hydrolysis activity. Gene Ontology annotation, biological process: protein import into peroxisome matrix. Gene Ontology annotation, cellular component: peroxisomal membrane; cytosol. The record is from RefSeq and is a predicted model, not a curated record. NCBI's taxonomy places the organism in Eukaryota, Fungi, Ascomycota, Eurotiomycetes, Eurotiales, Aspergillaceae. The transcript is spliced from 3 exons. Bases 168 to 4604 code for a protein of 1478 amino acids.